Messenger RNA from Monoraphidium neglectum, 675 nucleotides. RefSeq lists its product as hypothetical. Bases 1 to 675 code for a protein of 224 amino acids. NCBI's taxonomy places the organism in Eukaryota, Viridiplantae, Chlorophyta, Chlorophyceae, Sphaeropleales, Selenastraceae. The record is from RefSeq and is a predicted model, not a curated record. The transcript has 7 exons.
AUGGCACUGGUCGCUUUGGCCGCAGGGGCCAUGGCUCAGGAGCCAGGCGUCAAGCAAGAGCCCGAGUUUACGUACCUGUACUCUACUGAUCUGUCCAAGAAGCAGUUUGUUGACGUCAUGCGCUCUGUCGACACAACCGCGUGGGACAAUGGCUUCAAAUCCAAGGGCAUGCACAAGUGCGCCCGCUACUGCCGCCGCGAUGGCGGCGGCGGCGUCUGCGCCGCCUGGACUUUCUGCUGGGGCGAGCGCCGCUGCCACCUGCUGUCGCGCCUGCCCGCCUCGCUCGAGGCGGCGCAGCCCGGGGCCCUCAGCUCGCUGAUGGGUGGCAACACGUACAACGCCCAGUGCAGCAGCGGCUACUCAAAGGCCGCCGCCAACUCUGCGCGCCUUGCGGCCGCGUGCGACGCCAAGGUUCAGCCCAACACCCUCAUCACCGAGGUCAUGUCCUGGAGCUCUGACAGGACCCGCGAGAUCGACGCCAAGUACGACGCCUUCCAGAAGUCGUCGGCCGACUGCUGCGCCCUCUGCGCCGCCAACCGCUCCAAUGGCUGCGUGAUGUGGACCUACCAGCCGGGCGGCUGGAUGGUCGACCGCAACCACAAGUGCACUCUGUUCCAGGGCGCCAACCCCACAGUCAGCCAGGCCAGGGGCAUCACCAGCGGCGUCAUGAACUAG